UCCGCCUAUCAGCCUCGCAGCUAUUGGCCCUUGCGCUGCACUUCGUUUUAUCAGUGGAUGGCUCAACGUCAAUCACGACACUUUCAGCAAGUUUGCAUGCACCCGUUAAACGAUCUGGGCUGUUAUGGAUUUGAGACAUAUCUGUCAAAACUGGAUGUGACCCAGUGACCCCUGGUUGCCAGGGAGAGAGCGGUGGGACCAUGGCUGUUGGGGCUACAGUCGGGGAGAGCCAACUCCAGAGGAUUAUCCGAGAUCUGCAUGAUGCUGUUGCAGAGCUUGCAAAGGAGUACAGGGAAAGUGGGGAGCCAAUCACUGAUGACAGUACCAACCUGCACAAAUUCUCCUAUAAACUGGAGUACCUUCUACAGUUUGACCAGAAGGAGAAGUCCACAUUUCUUGGAACAAAGAAGGAUUAUUGGGAUUACUUCAAUGACUGUCUGGCUAAGGUCAAAGGAGCCAACGAUGGGAUCCGUUUUGUCAAAUGCAUCACUGAGCUCAAGACAUCUCUUGGGAAAGGACGAGCAUUUAUACGCUACUCCCUCGUACAUCAGCGGCUGGCUGACACCUUGCAGCAGUGCCUUAUGAACCAGAGAGUGACAAGCGACUGGUACUAUGCAAGAAGCCCUUUAUUGAAGCCCCACCUUAGUGCCGACAUAAUCAGUCACCUGUAUGAACUCAAUGAUGUCCAGUUUGAUGUAGCUUCCAGAGGUCAUGAUCUUGAUGCCUCCUGGCCCACUUUUGCAAGGAGGACACUGGGAAGUGCAAACUCACCUGGCCACAUGUGGAAACCGCCCAGUCGUAGUUCCAGUAUUAACAGUUUAGCCAGCACCUACUCACAACAAGCGCCUGAAUUCCCAUCUAGCCCUGAGUACAGUCAGGGUCUGCUGAAUGACCUGAACGACUCUCUGCCUGCCUGCAAAGAAGAUGCCAGUACAGUUGAAGACCUUCGGUUAGAGUUGGACCAGUCAGAACUAAAGCAGCGAGAGCUGCUAGAUAAGAUGCAGCAGCUGGGCGAGGAGUCUGCUGAGCUCAGGGGGGUAGUCGUGGAGCUCCAGAGGCAACUGGAUGUGUCCCUUUCUGCCCAAGAGGAGCAGCAGGGCUUGCAGGCAGAACUCAAGGCAUUGCAGGGGAGUGAGGCGGUCCUGUCCAGAGAGGUUGAAGUACUCAGAAAUAGGGAAAAGUCCAGGGAGGCUGAACAACAACUGCUUCGGGAAAAGUUGGCAAUUGCUGACGGGAAGAAUAUAGAGCUCCUGGCCAAGUUGGAUGGGGUUCUGAAUGAGAAGGGCCAGCAGGCAGCCAGUUACUUUGAUUCAGCUCAAAAGAUACAUGAAUUGUUGGACAGAUUGAAAGAGGCAGAGAAUGGGAAAAUGGAAGCUGUAGCUGAGUUAGAGGAGAAGAAGAGACAGGCAGAGAGGCUAGAGGAGGAGCUGAGAGUCAAAGAGGCAGCUGCAAUGGAUGGGGAAACAAAACUGGGAGCAUUAGCUGCCUCUGCCUCUGAGGAGAAGGCCAAGUGGGAGGUGAAAGUAGAGGAACAGUGCAGUGCCCUAGAAAAGCUGCAGGGAGCUUUGACAGUGAGAGAGAAGGAGGCGAGCAACCUACAAAUGCAGCUGCAGGACCUCCAAAGAUCUCUAGAGGAGAAGGAAGAAGAGGUGGAGGAGGUGAAAAAGAUGGCACACCGAGAUAAAGAUGAAAUGCAGAAGAAUAUUGGUGGCUUAAAAGAAUCUUUAGAGGCAGAAAUCUCUGCCCUUAAAGAGCAGUUAAAGAGGAAAGAAACAGAGUUUACCUCCAGCUGUGAGACACUACAACAGCUAGAAGCCAAGUACCAAAGCCUGACCAAAGAGAGGGACAAACUUACCACUAACAUUGUUGAGCUAGAAGGUAAUGUCAAAGAGCAAGCCUUGAAGAUAGAAGACUACAAGACACAGUGUGCCAAUCUAAUGGAGAUCAAUGAGAAACUGCUGACCACAGUCAAGAGAAAUGAGGAGCUGAAGAAAGAGAUGGCAGAAAGCAAAACGAUGCUUGAAAAUGAAUUGAUAACUCUAAGGGCUUCUGAGAAACAGCUUCGAGGUCAGCUGGAUGAUGCUAAGAUAACUGUGGAUGAAAAAGAAAAGCGCUUACGUGAGGAGAAUCGCAAGUUGGAUGAGAGUCUGCAGCAAGCCAUCAUAGCUGCAAAACUCUCAGAGACCACAGCAAAGCGGCUGGAACAGGAGAAGCAGAGUCUAAGAGAGGAGCAGGACACUGUGAAAGCAGCUCUUAGCCGCAUGCAAGCUGACCUGAAGAGUGUUCAUGGACAGAUCGGAGAUCUGGAAAAGAACUUAGGAGUUUCGCGCAAGAAUGAAGCAAGCCUCCAAGAACAGCUACAAGCCAAAGAGGCACAGCUGGAAAGUAAAGAGAAGACCCUUGUUGAGCUGCAGUCCAAGUUAAAAGCUCUGGAGGCCAGGGAGAAGGAACUUGAGAGAGCAAAAGCUGAUGCAGAAGCAACCUGUGCUAAACAGACAGAAAUGAUUGAAAGGGUUAUCUCUGAGAAGCAGACGAUGGAGAAAUCUCAACUGGAGAGUAGUGCGGUCCAAGCAAAGGAGAGUCAGGAAGUGAAAAGCAAACUGACAACGGUUGAGGGUCAGUUGGAGAUGAGUCUGAAAGACGUGUCCAGGCUCCAGGCAGAGAUCCUGGACCUCAGGGUGCAAGUAAAGAGGUCAGAGGAGGAAAAGGUAAGAUCACAAGCACAGCUGGAGGUUACGGAGGCCCAAAGGGAUGAGCUCAGGACUCUGACUGAGCAGUUCAAAGCCCAGACAGAGUCACUGAAUCAGACACAUGUAACAGAGCUUAUGGAGUGCAAAAAGAAAGAAGAGGCGCUGACUGAACAGCGUGAUAGAGAAGUAGCUGCCCAUGCUGACUUGGCUAUCUCUGCGGCUGCCAUCCGAGAGGAGCUGUCCAAACUCAAGGCAGAAAAUGCCAGCCUAGCCUCAGAGAACAGCGAGAUCCGUGAGGGUUUGCACAGGGCAAACACAGAGAUGGCGGAGCUGGGGAUGACCAUCUGUAAGCUUACUGCAGAAAAAGAGGAGGUCAGAGAGCAUUGGGAAGGGGACGCUGCCAGGAUCGAAGAGCUGGAGAAAGAGGUGGAGCGAAUAGAAGAGAGCAUGGCAGAACUUCGCCUGGAGAAUGCCAGACUAAGAGAGGAGUUGACACAGAAGGAAAAACUUCCAGAGACUAUCCUGGUGCUCCAGGAGCAGCUGGAAAAGACCAAAAACAACAUGCAGAGCACUCAGGACUCAAUGCGAGAGGAGGUGGACGCCAUCAAGUUCCAAAUGAGCUCAGAGAGCAUGAAUCACCAGGUCCAGAUGAAGAGUGUAAAUGAGCAGCUGGACAAGGUGAAAGCUCAGCUGCAGAAGGAGCUGAAGAGUGUGUCCAGCUUGCAAGCCAAAGUGUCUGAACUAGAGGUUGUGAAUGAGGAGUACUUGCAGCUAACUAGCGAGAAAGACGCCCAUAUCACACAGACAGAAACAACCAUCCGCGAGACUGAGAGCGAGAUUCAGCACCUGAGAGGUGCAGUCAUCAGGGCCGAAGAAGCACACUUUGCUGUGCAAAAGAUGUGUGAGGAACUGAAGCAGGAGCUCAGCACAACAGAAGCUGACAAACAAAGCCAGUGUAUGAAGAUGGCUGCAGAGAUCGAUGACCUCAACAGAACAAAGAUUAUCCUUGAAGAGCGUCUCAUCGAGCUGAUAAGGGACAAAGAUGCUCUGUGGCAGAAGUCAGAUGCUCUGGAGUUCGAGCAGAAACUGCGAGCGGAGGAGCGCUGGUGGUUAGUAGAUAAGGAGGCCUCGCACUGCCUCGGCUGCCAGGGCCAGUUCACCUGGUGGCUGCGCAGACAUCACUGCAGGCUUUGUGGUCGCAUCUUCUGCUACUACUGCAGCAACAACUUUGUGAUGACCAAGCACAGUGGGAAGAAGGAGCGCUGCUGCAGGGACUGUUACACCCAACACAAUGCGGUGGUGGAGAGGUUCACAGAGGCAGAGCUGAGUCCUUCAGACAUUCAGCCUCCUCCACCCGGAGCUGGACCUCAGCCACCUCCUGAACCAGCCCCAUAUAAACCUACUCCCAGGGUAACAGUUUCAGACCCCGGCAACAGAUCUGACGAUGGAGCAUUCGACAUAAUCACUGAAGAGGAAGUUAACGGCGUCUAUGACAGUGACACCACCUCUCAGACCACAGGGGGCUCCCUGGAGGGAGAACAAGACCAGCAGACUCCAGGAGCACUGGAUAUAGGCACAGGAGAUUUGACCCCCGAUGACCCUGAAGAGCAUGUUCCCACUGUUCAGGAUUCAGAAAUCAACCUUCUCAAAUCAGGAGAAGUCACGAUGGCUGUCCACCUCAACAUUGAUGAUAUUACCCAGUUUGGUGAUGGUUCCAGGGAACUCUUCAUCAAGUCCAGCUGUUACAGUUUGAUAACUGUUGCUGUGGGUGACUGCAGGCCAGCCAUCAGCUGGGUGUUCUCUUCAGAGCCUAAGAGCAUCUCCUUUAGUGUGGUUUACAGGGAGUCCACUGAUACUCAGGUGGAACAGGCAAAGGUCCUGAUUCCUCUGACUCGCUGCAGUUCCCAUAAAGAGACAAUCCAGGGACAGUUAAAAGCCCGUCAGCCUGGCUUCUACACACUCAUCUUUGACAACUCCUUCUCACGGUUUAUCUCCAAGAAAGUCUUCUACCAUCUGACCGUGGAGAAGUCCAUAAUCUACGAUGGAAGCGAUUUUCCCUGAAGCUGAAUAACUUAGGCUCCCUCAGAGACAUCAUCAUGGUGUCACUGUGGCAACUUGACAGAAACUGAAGAGAGGGCAAUUCAGUGACUGUUAAUAAUUUGCUCUUUUGUUCUCAAAGCUUAUUUUUAUCCAAGUAUUUUAUGUUUCUAAAAACAUUUGUCUACAUUUACCUAUGUGGUGGUAUUGUUAUGAGGUGUGCUCAUGUUUUUAAAAUGGCCUAAGUGACGUGCUGUCAACAAGAUGAAAGAGGUUUUAGACAGAAAGAAGAGCGUUUACCCAAGUUUUAUCAUGUCUUUUUAAGUACACACCAAGUAAUAUACAUACCUUUACUUUAGCAAGUUAAAUUAAGUUAUUCAGUUAGAGAAAUGUGUAAUAUUAUUAUUUCCCUUUGUAAUUUUUGUUGGUCUUAGUUUUGGUUUGGCCUUUCUUUCCCCACAUAACUUGAUUUGUUAGGGAAUGCAGCUUCCUGCAACACUAGUAACACUGCUGAUUUGAAAUAUGAUGACGGUUGUCAGAUGGCAGAUGGCAAAUAUUUAUCUGCAAAAGCUGUUUAUGAAGACCCAGGAAAGAUUUUUGAAAUGUAGAAAAUCGUGGUCAGUUUAAAAUAUUUCAGGUGUUGUGCAAUCUUUUAAAUCAAAUGGCCUAAUGAAGCAGAGAAAGUGCAGAUGAGUGGCUUUCCAGUGACUUGUUUGUGAACCAACUUGUGUGAAUGCAACAAAGCAGUAACUUUUGACUGACCUAGACAAAUACACUUUCCGUUUGAUAGCAGUGCACUUUGUGCGAAUCUCAGGAGUGGAACAUAACAUUGUUCUCCGAUGAUAGGGUGUCCUAAUUUUCAUGUUUUUGGAAAACUGGAAAAAAAGAAAAGAAAAAUUGUCAUCUUACUUUCUGUAAGGAGACCUACAAACCAGCUUUCUCCAUCCAGUUCAUUAUAUGAUCGAAUGAUACAGAGUGCCUGUCCUUACACAGGUUGACUUUGUGUCAUUACAAUGACAAUCAGUUAAAGUAAAUUUAAUGACUGUCCGUUAGCAACUAUCCUUUCCAAGUGCCUAUUAAAUCUGCCAGGAAUUAGUUUGCUUUUCUAAUAGUACGUUUUGCUUUGUUAUCCGCACAGAACGUGACAUUUAGCAUUCUGUAAUAACUUAGUUUGAGUGAAAUUUAAGUCAAUAUGCACAGUAUAUUUCAGUCAGUUGAAAUGAUUUUUCUGUUUGGAUUUCAUCUGGCCUGUUUAAGAAAAAAAUAAGCAAUAAGAAAAAAGCGAGCUUGGUCACUUUGGGACACAACCAUUCAUUGAAGCAAAAAACUUAUCUCUGCUGCUUUUUAGAGAUCUGUUUGUUUCACACUCAGAUCUCUUUUAUAUUUUUGAUGGGUGUAAGUAAAUUGGUGCAAUUUGUAUGCAAAGUCUCAUAUUUUCUCAACAGAGCUGCACUUUGUGAUAAUUUUAUAAAUUCUUACAAGUAAUAUUAAAUCUGUUACGUUUACAUGAUUGUUGUCAAAGAAUUCACUCAGAGAGAGAUUUUUUUCUACUUGAAGGAUAAUUUUGCAGGAGUAAAUUGCACAUGAAUCAUCACUACACGCAGUGAGUGUAACUAAUACACCUGUCAAACACUCAGUAAACACGAAUAAAAUGGGAGAGUGAUGAUGCCUCCGACAUCCACUGA
Scatophagus argus is the source of this 6412-nucleotide messenger RNA. It is a transcript of the gene fyco1a, whose product is annotated as FYVE and coiled-coil domain autophagy adaptor 1a. Gene Ontology annotation, biological process: positive regulation of autophagosome maturation; plus-end-directed vesicle transport along microtubule. The transcript is spliced from 18 exons. Gene Ontology annotation, molecular function: metal ion binding. NCBI's taxonomy places the organism in Eukaryota, Metazoa, Chordata, Actinopteri, Scatophagidae. The coding region runs from base 201 to 4751 and encodes 1516 amino acids. The record is from RefSeq and is a predicted model, not a curated record. Gene Ontology annotation, cellular component: late endosome; lysosome; autophagosome.